AUGGUGAAAGACAGAGACACCGUGAUCAGGGAAUUCAAUGACCUGGUCAAUAUGAGCCCAAAUGAACUGCGUGAUUGGCUCAAAGAGGAGCAGUCGACUUCAUCGGGAUGGACUAACGAUUCAGGGGAGACCAUUGGCCAUGAAAGUGGUCGGAAGAUUGUACAAAUCCUUGAACACAACCCCGACGAGGAUCCAUCCGGUUACUCGGAUUCAGAGAUCGACCAUAUGCGACGUGUGGUUUCCUACUGCAAACGCCACCUAGCCCAGGAGGAAGGCGUGAAACACAACCCCGAUAGCAAAAGCUAUCGGUCCCUCAAGAACUGGGGACAUGAUGCGUUGAAGGCCUAG
This is a messenger RNA of Penicillium longicatenatum, 348 nucleotides long. RefSeq names its product DUF3140 domain-containing protein. Bases 1 to 348 code for a protein of 115 amino acids. The transcript is spliced from 3 exons. Lineage: Eukaryota; Fungi; Ascomycota; Eurotiomycetes; Eurotiales; Aspergillaceae. The record is from RefSeq and is a predicted model, not a curated record.